Messenger RNA from Dinoponera quadriceps, 711 nucleotides. RefSeq names its product N-alpha-acetyltransferase 20 (gene Naa20A). NCBI's taxonomy places the organism in Eukaryota, Metazoa, Arthropoda, Insecta, Hymenoptera, Formicidae. The record is from RefSeq and is a predicted model, not a curated record. Bases 114 to 635 code for a protein of 173 amino acids. Gene Ontology annotation, biological process: N-terminal peptidyl-methionine acetylation. Gene Ontology annotation, molecular function: protein-N-terminal amino-acid acetyltransferase activity. The transcript is spliced from 6 exons. Gene Ontology annotation, cellular component: NatB complex.
CCAAUAAAAGAAGAGAAUGUAGUCUGUUGAACGCAGAGGUCUUUCCUUGUUUCGAUCGGUCCGGUUAUUCAAAGCGUGAAUAAAUAUAAAUUAUCUCUAAUAAAUUUCUCAAGAUGACGACACUCAGGCCUUUCACAUGCAACGAUUUAUUCAAAUUCAACAAUGUGAAUCUGGAUCCUCUCACAGAAACAUAUGGGCUUUCGUUUUAUAUGCAUUAUCUUGCACACUGGCCAGAGUACUUUCAAGUGGCUGAAUCUCCAAGUGGCGAAAUAAUGGGUUAUAUUAUGGGAAAGGCAGAAGGACAUGGAGAAAACUGGCAUGGCCAUGUAACAGCUCUCACAGUUUCCCCAGACUAUAGGAGACUAGGUCUUGCUGCAAUGUUGAUGAAGUUCCUUGAGGAAGUUUCAGAAAAGAAACAGGCCUAUUUCGUGGAUCUUUUUGUAAGAGUCAGCAAUAAGGUGGCCAUUAAGAUGUAUCAACAAUUAGGAUAUAUCGUUUAUAGGACAGUACUAGAAUAUUAUAAUGGAGAUCCAGAUGAAGACGCAUAUGAUAUGAGGAAAGCACUAUCGAAAGAUGUGAAAAAGAAAUCUGUAAUUCCGUUGACACAUCCUGUGAGACCCGAGGAAGUAGAAUGAAAGGUUUCAACAAUAUCUGUGUAUUACAUAAAAUGCAUUACUUAAAAUAUAUUGAUUAUUUAAUUCCGACUUUUAA